This is a messenger RNA of Exophiala aquamarina CBS 119918, 1686 nucleotides long. RefSeq lists its product as uncharacterized. Gene Ontology annotation, molecular function: carbohydrate:proton symporter activity. Gene Ontology annotation, cellular component: membrane. Lineage: Eukaryota; Fungi; Ascomycota; Eurotiomycetes; Chaetothyriales; Herpotrichiellaceae. The coding region runs from base 1 to 1686 and encodes 561 amino acids. The record is from RefSeq and is a predicted model, not a curated record. The transcript has 7 exons. Gene Ontology annotation, biological process: carbohydrate transport; transmembrane transport.
AUGGCACCGGUCGGCGAAAGUCAGACUCUUUCAGCGAAAAGGGCUCAAUUUUCUGGCCCAUCUGGUAUCAAGGGCCUCGCUCAUAAUGGCAAAACUUCAGGCAUUGCCACAUUUGCAGCCUUGGGCGGAUUUGUCUACGGCUAUAACCAAGGCAUGUUUGGACAGAUUCUUACUAUGCCUUCAUUCAUCGACCGGAUCAACCCUUACUAUGAUGGUGCCACUGGCAUCGAACAAGGUCUUCUCACGAGCAUCCUCGAACUCGGCGCCUGGGUAGGAGUGCUGAUUAACGGAUGGCUUGCUGAUGCUGUCGGACGACGUCUGUCUGUGGUGGUUGCUUGUGUUGUUUUCACGGUAGGUGUAAUUGUGCAAGCCUGCACAGUCAACAAAGACUACAUUCUCGCCGGCCGAUUUGUAACGGGCCUUGGCGUCGGAGCAUUUAGCAUGCUGGUUCCACUGUACAACGCAGAGUUGGCCCCCCCUGAGGUCCGAGGUGCACUUGUGGCUCUCCAGCAACUCGCCAUCACUUUUGGCAUCAUGAUCUCCUACUGGAUAGGUUACGGGACGAACUUCAUUGGCGGUAGGGGUCAAGGCCAGUCAGACGCCGCUUGGCUGAUUCCUAUCUGCAUCCAACUCGUUCCGUCAACAGUCUUGGCGAUUGGCAUGGUUCUUUUCAUGCCGCAGAGCCCACGCCAUUUGAUGAACCGCGGACGAGAGCAGGAAUGUCUGGAAACACUAGCACGACUAAGAAGCACUACAACGGAUGACAUCAGGGUUCGGAUCGAAUUUUUAGAGAUCAAAGCUGCGCGCGACUUUGAGCGGCUACGUUUGGCAGAGAAAUUCCCUCAGUAUCAAGGCGGAGAUUUCAAGAGCAACUUCAAGCUCGGUUUUCACGACUAUAUGUCUCUCGUCACUAACAAAUCACUCUUGAAGCGAACAUUUGUUGCGGUCUUCACGAUGCUUUUCCAGCAGUGGAACGGGGUCAACGCCAUCCUCUAUUAUGCGCCAUUCAUUUUUAAUGGAUUUGGUUUUGAUCAGAAUACGACGUCUCUCCUUGCAACUGGGGUAGUUGGCGUCGUGAUGUUUUUAGCGACGAUUCCGGCUGUUCUUUAUGUCGACCGCAUUGGGCGCAAGACUAUCCUGAUUGCUGGUGGUGUUGGUAUGGCCUGCUCUCAUUUUGUCGUUGCCGGAAUUACCGGUGCUUACAGUGACGACUGGCCUGCCCACAGAGCUGCUGGCUGGGUAGCGGUCGCUUUCGUUUGGUUCUAUGCCAUCAAUUUUGGAUAUUCUUGGGGGCCUGUUGCUUGGAUCAUUAUUAGCGAAGUAUACCCUCUAGGCAUGCGAGCCAAGGGGGUCAGCAUUGGCGCAUCAUCAAACUGGUUGAACAACUUUGCGGUCGCCGUCUCGACCUCGUCUUUCCUUGCUGCCACACAGAUGGGAGCCUUUAUCUUUUUUGGUGCCGUCACGACCGCAGGCGUUUUGUUUGUAAUCUUCAUGGUCCCAGAAACGAAGGGCAGAUCCCUGGAGGAGAUGGAUGAGCUCUUUGGCGAGAUCGGUUUCGCCCAGGCUGAUAGAGCCCGAAAAGAAAAGAUUGAAGACGAUAUCGGACUUACGGCCCUAUUAAAUGGUUCAGACAGUGGCGCGGUGGAGCACCAUCCGCAAGACGAUUCGCAGUUGAAAGAAAUGUAG